AUGGCGCCGCGAGCCCGCGCACUCACCUCCUCCGAGGGAGAACAGCCGGCGGAAAAGAGCCGGCGCCGCAAAGCACCCCGGGAUGGUGCCGGGCUCAGCCAAUCAGAAGCGCCGAGGCGUCCCGGCCAGUCAGAGCCGGGGAUCGCGGAAGUGACCGGCGCUUCGGGGGCCGAGUGCGGCGAGGAGGGCGCGCACGUCACGGGACUCGGUCCGCGCCCCUCACCCUCCGGCGCCGCCCCCGCGUCCCGGCCCCGGGGCUCGCCGCCCCGCCCGGACUCCCGAGGGGAGCGCGCGGGCCGGGCGGAGCGAGGAGCCCGCCCCCCGCCGAGCGGGGGCCGACGCGGAGCGUCCCGAGGCCGUGGCCCGGGCGGAAGGCGGCCGCGCAGCCACCCCGGAGCCCCCCCCGGUCCCCGGCGCCGAGCCUGCCCCCGGGACUACCGUCCGCCGGAGAUCCCGGAGCGGAGCGCGGCAGGUGCAGGCCUCCGCGCCGCCGAGACGCGCUCGGGUGUCGGCGAAAUCGGGCUGCGAGGCACCGCGGGACCGCAGGGCUGGGCGGGGACACGGCCUGUGUCCUGCGCGGGCCCUUGCGGUCAGUUCGGCGCCCCAGGCCUGCGUGGACCGGGGCGGGGCGGCCCUGCCUCCGGAGGCCGCGCGCGCGGCGGGGACGGGGACGAGCUCAGCUCCGCUCUGGCUCAGGUGCAGGCGAAUGCGGGGCCGGGGGGAGCCGCGCGCUGCGGCUGGGAAGUGGCAGCGGCCCGCGGAGCGCAGGUGAGGUCGGAAGUCUGCGGCCGCCUCGGGCUCGGCUGCGCUAACGGGCGGCCAGUGACAAGUCAGGAAGAAGUGACAAGCCAGGGAACGUGGCUGUGGAGGUGGCGUGGGUUCGAGGUCUGCGCUACUCUCCGAGGCGUAGGGCACCUUAUCGGAACUUUCCUCCUCUGCGAAGUGGGAGGACUGAUGGGCCCCAGGACCGGCUCUACUUCCGUGGGAGGUGGUAGGAACCCUGCCGGGGAGGAGGGGACGGAGCGGGUGGUCCCUCACAAAACCUUGAGAGGGGUUCUCCGCGGUCUCCCGUCACUUUCUUCGUGUGGCCCUGGAGCUUGGACCCGCACUCUGUGACGGCAUCGUCGCUGCGGCAGAGUGAUGCUGGAGGAGACGUUCGUUGAAGGAACACUUGCCGUGGCCCAUGCCGCGUUUCUUAGCAUGUCUUCUGUCCAGCGUCAGCCUGCACGUCCCAGGCCUUUCUCAGACCCCUUGCAGUGGAUCAUUGCUCUUACUAAUCUCGGGCACAUUCCUAUCCCGACCCCCAAUUUCUCUUUCUGGAUAGACCCCCACACUCAUGCAGUUCCGUCUGCCCUGACCCACAUCUCCACCUGAGCGCCAGCCACUCACAGUGAAGAUGUGGCCCUGGGUCGCUGGUUGGGGGACAGAGGUCUGAAAAUAGAAUCACUGCCCAGAUGAUGGUGGCGGUGAGAAAGUGAAGUUGGAGCUGAAGAGUCUUGGUCUGCAGUGCACGCCAUGCCCGACACAGACUCCGGUGUCCCAUUCUUGAAUGCUCCACACGCUUACUGUCUUUUAAAAGGGUGCAGAAUAGUGAGGGGAAACUGCUUCUGAUGUGAAAUCCUGUUGGGGACAGGCUCGGCGUUCUACUUAGGAGACAGGAGAAGGAACAUUGUCAACCACGGAGCAGGAGUCCUUCUGAUACAAAGACUUGGCUGGCUCAAGUGUUUUAAAAAUCAGUAGCUGUGGGGGCGCCCGGGCGGCUCAGUGGGUUAAGCCUCUGCCUUCGGCUCAGGUCAUGAUCUCAAGGUCCUGGGAUUGAGCUCCACAUGGGGCUCUCUGCUCAGCGGGGAGCCUGCUUCCCUCUCUGCCUACUUGGGAUCUGUCAAAUAGAUAAAUAAAAUCUUAAACAAACAACCAGUAGCUGUUGGGACAGACCAUGUCCUGGGCACAGAAAUCCACAGCCACAGGUCUGCUCCAGGCUUUUGUCCCAGACUUGGGCCUCCAAGGGCCACUAAAAGAGGCCCUCUCUUCCCCCAGGGAACUGCAUUUAAGGUGGCUGGCGAUUCCUGGAUGGACACCCGCAAGGUGUGGGAGGAUGCUGUGCACAGCCUCAUAGAGUUUCCCUGCGAGACUCAGUCCGUUCCUCACAGCACAGCCUCCUCACUCAGUACUUGUCCCUGGCCGGUCCGCCGGCUGGUGCCCUGGGUGUUCUUCAAGGAAAUCCCAGCUACAACAGUCACCAGCAGUGUUGGGAGCCCUCUCAGACAUACCGCCUCGAUUUUUAAAAUUAGUUUCAUAGGGGCAAAGUGAUUUUUUUCGUGUUUGGGGGGUAAAAGUUCUAUCCCAAAACAUUUCGCAAAAAUUAGCAUGCUUUGUCCUAUGAAUACGGGGUAAUUAUUGAAUUGGGAAAAGCAAUAACCCAAUAACAGCUAGGCCAAGAUAACAUUUGCUGCUUAAUCACAGAACUCGUUGACUACCCAGCAUCUCAGCUUUCCAGAAUCUUGGUCUACACAAAGAUCAGCUGUAGGCUAAUUCAAAGAUUCCUAUAACCUGAAGGAGCACUUGAUGUCAAUGAAAGGCAGCAGAAAGAAUAUUAGUGUUGUAAUCAUAAAUGUUCUAUUUAAAAUAUCUGCAUGACAACAGGCGUUAACUGGGCUCAUUAUGAUCAUUUUGCAAUAGGGAUGAACGUUGGCACAUUACACGGUACACCUGAAACUAAGUAUCUCUUACACCAAAACAAAAAGUAAGCUUUGAUUAAGCAUAACAGAACAUACGUGUUUGUUGGUGAGUGUAUAUUACAGUAGAGAACUGUCUGUAUUAUUUAAGAGCACACGUUAAUUUCUCUUGAUACUUUUCAGUCUCCUGAAGAUGAUUGUGUUAAAUAUCCCUGUUGACGCCUGGGUGCUCAGUCGUUAAGCGUCUGCCUUCUGCCCAGAUCACAAUUCCAGGGUCCUGGGAUUGAGCCCUGUAUCGGGCUCCCUGUUCUGCAGGAAGCCUGCUUCUCC
Lutra lutra (Eurasian river otter) is the source of this 3005-nucleotide messenger RNA. Its product is annotated as collagen alpha-2(I) chain-like. NCBI's taxonomy places the organism in Eukaryota, Metazoa, Chordata, Mammalia, Carnivora, Mustelidae. The transcript has 3 exons. Bases 1 to 1116 code for a protein of 371 amino acids. The record is from RefSeq and is a predicted model, not a curated record.